Molecule: messenger RNA, 1524 nt
Organism: Fusarium subglutinans
Lineage: Eukaryota; Fungi; Ascomycota; Sordariomycetes; Hypocreales; Nectriaceae
Exons: 3
Coding region: 1-1524 (507 amino acids)
Source: RefSeq, a predicted model, not a curated record
AUGGUUGCUAUCGCGAGCGGGCUGUGGUGGGACCACUCAAAAACAACAAUCUUGGCCGCCACUCUGACCUUGCCUCUCAACUACAGCAACCUCCUCCUCUCAGGACUCACCAUCCUCGUUACCAUCGCCGGGUCAAGUUUCUGGAACAUCGUUGCUUUCGCUCUUCAUGACUGGAAGGCGAGGAGUGCGAACCCUAGUGCUCUUGACCUUCAGCAUCAAGUCAGCCUACGGAACUCUGCAGGUGCUACUCAGACCCUAUGGGAGGCCUUCAAGAUCCAUAAAGCUUGGUCAAAGAACCGGAAAAAGCCGAUCAUAAAGCAGACGUGUUCUGUGGUAGUUCCGGCUUUGAUCGUCUCGGCAGGCUUCGCCGUCGCGGCGCUGUUCACCUCGAGAGUGGCCAACAAAGCUUACAGCAAUGUCGUUCGCGAUGGGGGCAAAAGGGCAAAACGACACCCGGCGGCUCGCAGCCAUGUCGCCAACUUCUAUGCAAACACUAGCAGCUCGACAGCUCCAUCGAUCUUUAUCCGGCCAACUCUUCCAUACGAUAUUAGCAUUUUCGCACCUUACCCUUUCCCGGCUCGUGACCGCUGCAUUCCAGGCCCUGAUCGAGCGUUUAGCAUCACGUCCGACUUUCUAAGCUCUCAUGAGAUGCUAGGAAUAAAUGCCAAGUUCGAAGAUCGAGUAUCUAUACAGCUGAGCUUGACUUACUCUCCUGUACACACGGACGACCUUACCCAGGAAACUGGAAAUGAGGACGGCGAUUUUAUGGAAUUUUUCCUUGGGCCAAUUUAUGGCGCGACUAAUUACACGUACAGAUACAACAAAGCAAUCGGAAACAAGACUGGAAUUGGCUAUUUAAUUCAUACAACCCAGCUCUCUACAGCCGAUCGAAUUCUCUAUUCCCUAGCACAGUCGAAUACAUAUACAACUGUGGCAAACCUCGGUACAGCGGCGCUAUGGGCCAACAACAUGGUGACCGGACAUGUCUCCUUCGGCCUACCGGAGGAUCAGUGGAAGACUGAGGUGAUUGGCUGGUUCCAGACCAACCUCGCCAUGCUACAGGCACACGUGGUCGAUUUUGCCUCCAACACAGCAGACUUAGGUCCCUUCGGAUACGUUGAACCGCCCAGGAACAGUCAUCUGCAGGAUCAGUGCACCAAGCAGCUAGUACGGGCCGUUGGCGAGGUGCAAAAUUUCAGUGUUUGUGGGAUGCUUAUCAUCGUUUGCGUUAGCGCUGCCCUGAUACUGCUAGAUUGUUCGCUCGAGCGGAUUGUUGAUUUUGUAGACGAUUUCUAUGAGCGAGAUUCAGUAGCUGGGAGGGCGAGGCAGGGAGACAACAAGCUACACCUUCUACGGAUGGCAUUGGGAGGAGACGACUGGACACUCGGGCGAUGGGGUAUCCCUGUGCGGGAUAAUGAUGCAAAGUAUAACAGACCUUGCGCUUCGAAGCGGCUUGUCUCCUAUGGGGGUUCGAACACGGGACUCACGGGAGAAGAUAUAGGACUCAUGCAAGUAUGCAAGUGA